UACUUUUGAUUACGGAGACAACAAAAUGGAUACUUCUCAUAGCCGUCGUCGAGGCUACAUCUUUCUUCUAGUUCUAUCUUAUUCCUCUGUGCUUGGUUUAGCUUCCAAUAUGAAUAUUUCUUCCAAUGAUGCAAGAGGCAACAAAACCGACAGUUUCUUUGAAGAUCAAUAUGCUUACACUCAUUAUGGCACAGACAUGGGCAAGGAAUAUAUUAUCUGUGCAGAAUCUACUAUGGAAUCUCCGUGGGUGCUUGGUUGCAAUAAGUCUAAAGAAGUUUUUACAAAGAUCAAUUUUGCUGAUUAUGGAGAUCCUUCCGGCAAGUGUGAACACUAUAGACAUGGAAAUUGCGGCGCAGAAGCUGCCUUGAAGGUCGCCAAAAAGAAUUGUGUUGGAAAAAACAUAUGUGUGUUUAUGACUUCGGACGAGAUGUUUGGUGCGAGUCACUGCAAUAAAGAGGCUAAGUUUUUUAUUCAACUCACUUGUAAAAAAGCUUGAGUUUCUUAGUUGCUCCUUAAUUAAUAAGGUCUUUAAGAAAAUGGUUGCAUGGUUUGUUUUCUUGUAAUGAUCAAGUUCUUAUUGAUUAUUAAAGGAAUGUCCGAUAUAAGUUAUUUAUUCUAUUUGUUAUUUUGCAACAA
Raphanus sativus (radish) is the source of this 636-nucleotide messenger RNA. Its product is annotated as beta-galactosidase 14-like. Gene Ontology annotation, molecular function: carbohydrate binding. Bases 26 to 496 code for a protein of 156 amino acids. The record is from RefSeq and is a predicted model, not a curated record. The transcript has 2 exons. NCBI's taxonomy places the organism in Eukaryota, Viridiplantae, Streptophyta, Magnoliopsida, Brassicales, Brassicaceae.